AUGAAAGAGAGAAGUUUUGCAGUGCUUGACAAGAUCCAGUGGGAUCCCAUCACUGCCUGGGGCGUUGCCGUGGCCAAGCUGUCAGUGGCCUUGCUGAGCGUGUCCAAAGUUGGAUCCACAUCCAGUUCUGCCAUCAUUGGCAGCGUUCAACUGCAUCAAGUGCUGGUGGUGCACAAUACAGCAUCUGACAGUAUACUGAACCCUGCUACGUGCAGUCUUGAGAAUUUGCAGGUUCCUUGCACUGUUUGUUUCUUUGUUUCCAGAGUGACAAACAUUCAGAGCGCAGUGAAGCCGCCGCCUCCGCCGGUUCAGCCUCGGCCCGCUGCACUCGGCAGCGUUCAGAUGCGUGUUAAGACGUCCCAGACCUCUGGAGAACGUCUCAGCCAGUCCAAGUCCAUGGUGCUGCAGGACUCGGACCUUCAACAAAAACCUAUUUCUCGACACAGAAGAAAUCAGUCUCAGCACAGCGUUGGAGCCGAGUUUAAACUCCCACCUGAGCUGAAAGGUGAAUAUCUGAACGUGGCCAAAAUUUUUGAAGGUGGAAAGAAGCUGCGGAAGAACUGGACCUCGUCAAUGACCGUGCUGCGUUCUGAUCAGCUGCUGUUUUACAAAGAGAGCAAACAAGAGGCUUUGGCCAGUCUGAAACCAGGAAGUAAACCAGACACAGUGGAGCUGGGCGGAGCCGUUAUUGAGUGGACAACAGAAAAGUCCAGCAGAAAGAAUGUUUUUCAGAUCACGACGAACACGGGGACAGAGUACCUGCUCCAGGCUGACAGUUACUCCACAGCGGGCAAAUGGUACGACGCCGUCAGGAAGGUCGUCACAUCUUCGAUUAAAUCCGAUGGAGGUUUUGGUCUCAGGAGGUCAAACAGUUCAGAGUACCUGUCCAGACACAGCUCGCUGCCUGGAUAUGGCUCCGCCUCCCCCAGCGCCAAGCAGCGUAACCCUGGAAACAGACGUUCUAUCAACAUGUUUGGCAGCUCCAAGCUGAAACACAGUGCGUCAGACAGCGCCGACAAGAAUGGAGUGAAAAACAGACUCAAGAAGUUCAUCUCCAGACGUCCAUCUAUGAAGGUCUUACAGGAGAAAGGCCUCAUCAAAGAUCGCGUGUUUGGCUGCCACCUGCUGACGCUGUGCGAGCGUGAAGGAUCCACGGUGCCGCAGUUUGUGAAGCUCUGCUUGGACGCCGUGGAGAAGCGAGGUCUGGACGUUGACGGGAUUUACAGAGUCAGCGGUAACCUAGCAACCAUCCAGAAGCUUCGCUUCAUAGUCGAUCAAGAGGAGGAGCUUAACUUGGAUGCCAGCCAAUGGGAGGACAUCCACGUCGUCACUGGCGCCCUGAAGAUGUUUUUCCGAGAGUUGCCAGAGCCUCUGUUCCCAUUCCGGUUCUUCCAGCCAUUUGUGGAGGCCAUCAAGACCAAAGAUCACAGACAGAAAGCUGAAGCAGUGAAGAAGUUGGUGCAGCAGCUGCCCGGACCCAACCGUGACACCAUGAGGCUGCUCUUCACCCACCUGCACAGAGUUCUGGCCUGUUCGAGGAAAAACUUGAUGUCCACUCAGGGCAUCAGCAUCGUCUUCGGCCCCACGCUGAUGUGGCCUGAGCUGGACUCAGGAAACAUGGCCGUCAACAUGGUCUACCAGAACCAGAUCAUCGAGUUCAUCCUGAUCGAGAGCUCAGAGAUCUUCAGACUGGAUCCAAAGUAAAAACAAAAACAAAAAAAAAAACAGACAGUACGAAAUAACUGGAAGAUGAACUGUUAUGUGUGUGAAUUUAAAAAUGCCUUAGAUUUUUCUUCAAAGUAAUUACAUUUUUAGCUCCACCCACUUUAGUCACAGACUAUAAAAUAAU
Messenger RNA from Thalassophryne amazonica, 1849 nucleotides. It is a transcript of the gene arhgap15, whose product is annotated as Rho GTPase activating protein 15. NCBI's taxonomy places the organism in Eukaryota, Metazoa, Chordata, Actinopteri, Batrachoidiformes, Batrachoididae. The record is from RefSeq and is a predicted model, not a curated record. The transcript is spliced from 14 exons. Gene Ontology annotation, cellular component: cytoplasm. The coding region runs from base 1 to 1704 and encodes 567 amino acids. Gene Ontology annotation, biological process: regulation of GTPase activity; signal transduction.